Alexandromys fortis (reed vole) is the source of this 4555-nucleotide messenger RNA. RefSeq names its product cap binding complex dependent translation initiation factor (gene Ctif). The transcript is spliced from 12 exons. Gene Ontology annotation, cellular component: cytosol. The coding region runs from base 207 to 2009 and encodes 600 amino acids. Gene Ontology annotation, biological process: regulation of translational initiation. NCBI's taxonomy places the organism in Eukaryota, Metazoa, Chordata, Mammalia, Rodentia, Cricetidae. The record is from RefSeq and is a predicted model, not a curated record. Gene Ontology annotation, molecular function: RNA binding; protein binding; translation activator activity.
UCCCUCCCUCCCUUCCCGACUGGGUCGGUCCGCUGGGGUGCCGAAUCCCCUCACGGCUGGGACGCGCCGAACUCCCAGCAGGAGUCUGCUCUGUGGAGCCUGGUCCCUCCCUUCCCCUUCCCUGCCCCCUUCCCCCACCCCCGACGCGGGCUCAGCGCGGCGGCCGGAGGAACCCCCGAGCCACCCCGGGCCCCUGAGCUGGAGGAAUGGAGAACUCCUCAGCGGCGUCAGCCUCCUCCGAGGCAGGAAGCAGCCGCUCCCAAGAGAUCGAGGAACUGGAGCGCUUCAUUGACAGCUACGUGCUGGAGUACCAGGUGCAGGGGCUGCUGACGGACAAGCCGGAAGGUGAUGGGGAGAGCCAGAGGACACAGUCCCACAUCUCCCAGUGGACUUCUGACUGCAGAGAGCAGCUGGAUGGUGGCUGUUCCUUCUCCAGAGGGCGAGCCCCGCCACAGCAGAAUGGCAACAAAGACAGCUCUCUAGACGUGCUGGGCACAGAUAUCUGGGCCGCCAACACCUUUGACUCCUUCAGUGGUGCCACCUGGGACCUGCAGCCUGAGAAGCUGGACUUCACCCAGUUCCAUCGGAAGGUGCGCCACACUCCCAAGCAGUCCCUGCCACACAUCGACAGAGAUGGGUGUGGAAAAGGGAAGCUGGAAGAUGGGGAUGGCAUCAACCUCAAUGACAUCGAGAAGGUCCUCCCAACCUGGCAGGGCUACCACCCUAUGCCCCAUGAAGUGGAGAUCGCACAUACCAAGAAGCUGUUUCGGAGGCGGAGAAACGACCGAAGACGGCAGCAGAGACCUCCAGGAGGGAAUAAACCCCAACAGCAUGGCGACCAUCAACCAGGAAGUGCCAAACACAACAGGGACCACCAGAAAUCCUACCAGGGGGGCUCAGGGCCCCACCCCUCAGGGAGGCCCACACACCACGGCUACAGCCAGAACAGGCGCUGGCACCACGGUAACAUGAAGCAUCCACCAGGAGACAAAGGAGAAGCAGGCAGCCACCGCAACGCCAAAGAGACCGUGACCGUUGAGAACCCCAAACUUGAAGAUAGCCCAGGGGACACCGGACACAGUGGCCUUGAGCCAACCUGCAGUCCUGACACUCUGGCCCCAACAUCCUCUGAGAGGCCAACCCCACAGCCGCCAGGGGGCCCAGAGGCUGAGACCAAGCAUAAAGACAGUGUUCUUCCCGAGCGCCCUGGGGAGCGGCCCAGAAUCACCCUGCUCCAGUCUUCCAAAGACAGGCUGAGGCGAAGACUGAAAGAAAAGGUACCGGAGGAAGUGACGGUAGAGACAAGCAAUCCUCAGCCAAACAAGAUGGACAAGUUGAUGGAGAUCCUGAACAGCAUGAGGAACAACAGCAGCGAUGUGGACGCCAAGCUCACCUCCUUCAUGGAGGAGGCCCAGAACUCCACCAACUCCGAGGAGAUGCUGGAGGAGAUCGUGCGAACCAUCUACCAGAAGGCCGUGUCGGACCGCAGCUUUGCCUUCACAGCCGCCAAACUCUGCGACAAGAUGGCACUCUUCAUGGUUGAGGGGACCAAGUUCCGGAGCCUGCUCCUCAACAUGCUUCAGAAGGACUUCACUGUGCGUGAGGAGCUGCAGCAACAGGAUGUGGAGCGCUGGCUGGGCUUCAUCACCUUCCUGUGUGAGGUGUUCGGCACCAUGCGGAGCAGCACGGGCGAGCCCUUCCGAGUGCUGGUGUGCCCCAUCUACACGUGCCUCAGGGAGCUCUUACAGUCUCAGGAUGUGAAGGAAGAUGCUGUCCUCUGCUGCUCCAUGGAGCUACAAAGCACAGGCCGGCUGCUGGAGGAGCAGCUGCCUGAGAUGAUGACAGAGCUCCUAGCCAGCGCUCGCGAUAAGAUGCUAUGCCCCUCAGAGUCCAUGCUCACCCGGUCCCUGCUCCUGGAGGUCAUCGAGCUCCAUGCCAACAGCUGGAACCCUCUGACGCCCCCCAUCACGCAGUACUACAACAGGACCAUCCAGAAACUGACAGCCUGACAGAGAAAGGGGCCUGGCGGGCAGCCCGUGGGCAGCUGGGGCCCUGGUCCACAGGGCCAGAUGGACAGGCGAAAGGACAGGGGUAGCCCUGGUGGGAAAAACAAAUGAGCAGGGAGGCCGGCAGCAGCAGUGGCCAGUCUGGAACCAGUCACGGAGGGGACGGGAUACCUCAGAAGAGCUCCCCCGUGUCGCUCCCCAGCCUGAGCAUGUGGCAGCUCGCACCAAGGGAAGCAUGUUUCUUUGUCCUGGUGGUCACCCGCGCCCUUGCUCUCCUGGGCUCUAGUCCUCCCCGCCCCCGCCCCCGCCCCCUGCCUUCCAGCCCAUCCCCCAUAGAGCUUUAUGGGCGGAAUCUCUGCCACUCCUCACUGUCUCCAGCUGCCUCUCAGCCUCCCACACCUCUGGCCACGGGCUGGGUCAGCCAGGACUGCUGAGGGCUGAAAAAGUGGGUCGAGACGGCUCUCAUUGUUCCCACGUGCCGCCCGCCGCAGUCGCCAACUGGCAGCCGGCAACGUGUAGCAGAUGUCUGGGAGGACAAAGGCAGGCACGGUCCCCACCAGCCGCCCACAAUUGACAGCCUUUGUCAGCCCCAGAGGAGCUGGGGAAAGGGCCCCCCACCCCUUCUAACCUUCGUGUUUCACCCUCCUAACUUCAGUUCCUCCUACUUUCAGCCUCCAGCCCCAGGGCCUGCUGCUCCCUCUGGGCAGAGGAGGGAGUUGGGACACCCAGCUCAGCUUGCUCCCUUUUAUUUUGUUUUUCCACUAGAUGCUUUGAAGUCUCUCUUCUCAAUGAGAAUGCCCUCAAUGUGAUCCCACAGUCGUCGCCUCGAAGACCCCCCUGAUUAGUGGGAGAUCAAACCUUGCCCCCUCUGUAAAGAAUCUAGCCACAAACAGCUUGCCAGUAGCCAGCUAGUAAUUGGAAACUUCCGCCCCAUUGGGGGUCCCCACUGGAACCCUGUCCACUGCUAGCUUCCAAAGGGCUGAUACUGUCCCCUGGACUGCCUUAGGACCUGCCCUGGCCCGUUACUAUGGCAAACGGGGCCAGAAACGAUGCUGGCGAAUUAAAACCAAAUGCAAGUCUUGUUCCAAGCAACUGCUGGAGGAAGAGCCGCUGCUGGCUUCUUGGGUCUGGGAGCCUCAUCCGUGGGUUGUGUCCUUGCCCUCACCUCAUCCCUGGAAAGGCCUCCCAGACUGAUGGGGAGAGGAAAGCCUUGGAGUCGUGACUGGGGGACAGUUGGUAGGUGACCAGGCAGGCAGCCAGGUGGAGUUCUUCAGGCUAGCAACAAAGCUAGGGGUUCUCGAAAGGUUUUGGUCCCAGGGAGUAACCCUUCUUCUGUACCGGCUAGAGAGGAGGAUGUGGUUCAGCCCAAGAGGCUGGUCUCUGUGUGGUGACUGGUGGCUGCUCCGCCUCAUCUCUGGGAAGCAGGAACCCACACUUUGAUGCUUCCCCAGAAUAUGGCUUCCCAGUGUGUUGCUUUUACUGGGAUUGGUCAUCCUCUAGGCCAUGUUGGAGGCGCUUGAGCAGUGAUUCUCAACCUGUGGGUCGAGACCCCUUUGGGGGUCAAGCAACCCUUUCAUAGGGGUCGCAUAUCAGAUAUUUAUAUUACAAUUCAUAACAGUAGCAAAUUACAGUUAUGAAGUAGCAGUGAAAUAAUUUUACAGUUGGGGGUUCACCCCAACAUGAGGAAUUGAAUUAAAGGGUUGCAGCAUUAGGAAGGCUGAGACCCACUGCUCUUGGGGCUUCCUAGUUCAAAUCAGGCUGGCUAGAGUAAGGAAGGUUUCUCUUAAUUGUUUCAAGUCUAGAAGAUGAGAAGGGGAUGUUGGGGUGAGGGAGUCCCCAAUCUCCCUGGCUCUCCCCAACUGAAAUCUGGUAAAGAUGGGGCCUCAAAAGGACCUGCUGGGAAGAAGGCAUAGAGGUCAAUGGCCACCCCAGCUUUGAUCUCUUUCCUCUCCCCCUUCCCAUCUUUCUUUUCUCUACUUCUGGCUGCCUUGUCUCCCAUUCCAGCCCUUAGGCUGAGCCUGGAGCCCAGGGACACUUCCAAGCCCCACAGGUGGUGUUGAGGGAAAUGCAGGGCAGAUGCGUGCAGAGAAGGCCCCAGGGAAACCUUGCUCUUGUAGAAUGGGGCGGCCCAGGUCCACAGGCACCUGCUCUCUGCAGUUUCGGGGAGCCACAGGUGUCCUUGCGUGGGCCAGCUUCCCAGGCGUCUCUAAGGCUGGCAUGUGUGAGCGUGAAUGCUUGCACACACACAAGUGUAUAUAAGCAUCUGCUGAGCGUGAAGCAGGGCCAUGAGAAAGAAAGAGGCUGAUGGUGGAGGUUGAAGUCACGGGAGUAGGGGAGGUCUCCUAGGCUCCAUAUGGGGGCUCCCAAACACUGUGUAGAGGCGGAGACUGUAGCUUUGUGGGUACCGUGGACCUAAUGCAGCUCCUUCUUAGCGGCCUAUUGGGGGGGGGGGUCUUUCCUCAAGAGCAGCCCCUUCUAGGGCCCUGAGGACCAGUAUGAAGAUGCAAGAUAUAAAUAUGUAUACAUAUAUAAAUAUAUUUUUAAUUACA